AUGCCCGACGUCGAUACCUCCUCGAGCGCGUUCCGCUUCCACAUCUCGACACCACCCCCGCAAAAGCGAAAAAGACAUUUUGACCACCGGGGUGACGACGAUUCUCCCUUCGGUUCUCAUGAUGCCAAAAGACGAUCCACGGCUACUCACUGUCUGCCCAUCCGCUUAUCGCCCAGUAGACCGACUGUCUCGGCUCCUCCUGCCUCCUUUUCACUCUACACGUCCAUUUACCAGCAACCUCCGACCCCCGUCGACACCUCGGAUGACGAGAGCCUAGGUCACCAAGGCCAAGAUGACGAGACGUGGAAGUUGUCCAAGCAGGACUCCCAACCCAGGAGCGACAGCAGCACUUCGUCGAUCAAAGCCCAGUGCGGCGAUCUUGACGUCGAUAUGGACAUGUCGACCCCGCUCAUCACCCAACCUCGAAUCCGACGCGCCCGAUCAAACGACAUAAUGCCACCUGAACGUGACUCGAACCUCCUCAGCGCAAUGGACACGUUCGCAUGCGAGAGAGUCCCCACACCUAUCUGUAGCCGUUUCGACCAUCGCGUCAACGAGUUGCCAAGCGUGCCACGUCACCAAUUCCCGCCACUGCGCACGAAUCUCAGCCCGAUGAUCGAGCAAGAGUCGUGGAUUAGCCGUGAUGGCUUACCUAGUCCGGUCGAAGAUCAGGAGAUGGACAUGAUGAUGGACCGGGAAGAAUGCGGCGAGGGUGCGCACUGGACAAACGGAAGAUAUGGGCUUGAUGGGAAUUACAGUCCGAGUGGGCGGGCGAGGACAGGGAGACUCCACAUGGGGUUUCUGAAUGACUGUGAGAAGUGUCUGCAGAAGGUGCCGGGGCAUUACAGUCACAUUAUAUGGACGUGA
Molecule: messenger RNA, 867 nt
Organism: Cladophialophora yegresii CBS 114405
Lineage: Eukaryota; Fungi; Ascomycota; Eurotiomycetes; Chaetothyriales; Herpotrichiellaceae
Exons: 1
Coding region: 1-867 (288 amino acids)
Source: RefSeq, a predicted model, not a curated record